AGCGUAUAUGUAUGUGCGACUCGACACGGCGACGGUCUUUGCGAUUAGCCGAUCAACAAUUUUACAACGGCACAUGCGUGAAGGGGGGGCUAAUCAUCAGAGGUGUGAUGCCGCGGAAGAAUCCCGUGUUGUACUUUGUGGCGGCGGCGGCGGCGGCGGCUCUAACGUCUUUAAAAGGUUUUAACGGACAAGCCGCCGACACAGGAGCGCUCGUGCAAAGGCCUGCCUCACAGGGCAGGCUUCGUUUCAGAAGUGUGGUGUCUGAUGGGAAACCCCAAUCUGCGCUCCCAGCUCGACACGGAUCCCUCGCCUUCGGGUCUGACGAAGCGGGGGAGCAAAGAUCGGUUCCUGUGGUGCACAGUUUGAUGGAUGCAAAACUCAAGCGCCUGGAUCCAUUAGUACAAUGUAGUGACAAUGUGAUGACUCUGAAGGUCAAAGGGGUCAGAGCUCCUCAUAUUCUCGUGAAUAGUGGUGUAGGACCUCUUACUCCUCUGUCUCAAAUUCCCUCCAGCUGUGGCUUCUCUGUGAAGAGGUCCCGCAGAGAUUUGCUUUUUGCUGCACCUUACCAGGGCUGCCAUGUUACCCAACAGGGUGGCGAUUACGUACUACCACUGCGUUUAUGGGGGGCACCAAUAACAAUGUCUUGCCCUGCUAUGUUACCACCACCCUCUGUUUCCUGCUUCCCAUCUGGAAUGGUGGUGAAGAUUGGGGGCAUUACAGCAAAUGAACUCAAAGUAAAGGUGUCUGGAACGUGGGAGUCUCUUUCAUCGGUCUGUGGCAGUUGUGGAUUUGCUGUUGAAGUGUUUUCUGGAGGACUGACACUCACUGCACCCUACAACAGAGGCUUGUGCAUAGAGAUCAAGGAUAAGGAGUAUUUUCUCUCUCUUCUGUUGGUGGAUGUUGAGCUCUUGGUCACAUGCCCUUCAUUACCAGACAUUAAGCCUACCACAGCAACAACUACGCCUCCCAGUGACAGUGGUCAGGUCCUGCAGUAUCCUCAGUUCCCCCACUUUCCAAUGUUUCCACAAUACCCGGUGCGUCCCGAGCCCAACCCUGCUCCCACCGCAAGUACAAUGGCACCACUGCCCCAACAACCACAGUUCCCCUCAGGUUAUGCUGCAGAAUCCAGUUCUAACGAAAACCAAGAAGCACCUGUAGCGCAGUACCCUUCAUUCCCAUUUAUGCCACAGUAUCCACAGUUCCCUCAGUAUGUCUUUUAUCCCAGACCUGUACCACCAACACAGUCUGCUACUAAUAAAAACACAGCUGCUCCCCUGGCCCAGUUACCUCAGAUGCUAGACACUAGGCAUGAAGGGAAGCCUGUUCCCCAGCAGCCAUUCUUUCCAUUGCCACCUCAGUAUCAUUUCCUGCAAUUCCCUAAACUCCCACCGCCUCCAGAAGGCAAACCCCAAGCUGUUCAAAAUCCCAAACCUGUAGUCCAGCAGCCCAAACCACAACAUGUGUAUCCUCAGACCUACCACAUCCCUGUGUUGUAUCCCCCUCAAGGACAAAAUAUUCAAUCUCCAACUGCUGCUACUACCACUGCCUCAACAAGUGCAGCCGCUACUCUGAAGCCUGCUGCUCAAAAGCCAUUUUAUUAUCCACACCCUUAUAUGCCAGUAUAUUACCCUCCUCAGCAGGCUGCCAUGCCUAUAUUUUCUGAUCCUCCUCCCACGCCUCUUAACAACCCAGCUCCAUUUGAUCAGCACGAACAUCAGCCUAUCUACCACGGCAUGCCUCGAUUUUGACCCUUUUCCUUCUAAUCAGAUGCCAAAAUCGGUUGCAAGAAACUGGUAGAGGCACUGCUGACGACCCCCAGGAGCAUCACACACUCUCCUUCACACAGUUUGAUGAAUGUCGCAGAUUUGGCAAGCAAAGCUGUAACAAACUCUCUGGGGAUCCUUUCCUACUGAGCAGAAAUCGAUCCUAAAUUGCUUCAGGGCAAACAACUGAGUUCCUUGUCAUGCAUUUAGCAAGAGGGAUUCAAAAUGUAAACUUUCUGUUGUGAGGGGGGGGAAUAAAGGGCAAAGUUAGCUACACAA
Messenger RNA from Xiphias gladius (swordfish), 2042 nucleotides. RefSeq lists its product as uncharacterized. The record is from RefSeq and is a predicted model, not a curated record. The coding region runs from base 12 to 1748 and encodes 578 amino acids. The transcript is spliced from 6 exons. NCBI's taxonomy places the organism in Eukaryota, Metazoa, Chordata, Actinopteri, Istiophoriformes, Xiphiidae.